CGCCACCACAUCUGCUUUUUGAGGCCCGUCUUCGAUGGUGGUCGGCUAGCUAGUUAGGCCAGCUCAUCUUGAAAACUACACUUUUGAUUCACACACACGCAGCAAUAUGGCGAUGUACAAUUUUAAGAAAAUCACUGUGGUUCCAACUUCCAAGGACUUUGUUGACAUCGUGUUAUCGAAGACACAGAGAAAGACACCGACUGUCAUACACAAGCAUUACAAGAUCAGUCGUAUUCGUUCAUUUUACAUGCGCAAGAUCAAGUACACCCAGCAAAACUACCAUGAUAAACUGACACAAAUUAUAAAUGAUUUCCCAAAACUUGAGGAUAUUCACCCAUUUUAUGCAGACUUAAUGAAUGUGUUGUACGACAAGGAUCAUUACAAGUUGGCGCUUGGCCAGAUAAACACAGCCCGUCACCUUAUAGAUAAUGUCGCACGUGACUAUGUACGACUGAUGAAAUACGGUGACUCGCUGUAUCGCUGCAAACAGUUGAAGAGAGCUGCUCUAGGUCGUAUGUGUACAAUAAUGAAACGUCAGAAUCAGAGCUUACAAUACUUAGAACAGGUUCGUCAACAUUUGUCCCGUCUGCCGACCAUUGACCCCAUGACAAGGACGCUGCUCAUCUGCGGGUUUCCAAACGUUGGCAAAUCAAGUUUCAUGAAUAAGGUCACAAGAGCUGAUGUUGAAGUGGAGCCGUACGCCUUCACCACAAAGUCCCUUUUUGUGGGACACAUGGACUACCGCUACCUUCGCUGGCAAGUGAUCGACACCCCGGGAAUUCUUGAUCAUCCACUUGAGGAACGGAACACGAUUGAGAUGCAGGCAAUCACUGCACUUGCCCAUUUGCGGGCAUGUGUCUUGUAUUUUAUGGAUCUGUCGGAACAGUGUGGCCACUCAAUAGAAUCACAGAUUGAAUUGUUUGAGAGUAUAAAGCCCUUGUUUUCCAAUAAACCAUUAGUCAUAGUUAUCAACAAGAUUGAUAUUGUCAAGCCAGAUGAACUGUCCCCGGAAAAGCAGAAACUUCUGGAACAGUUUAAAGCAGAGGAGAUCCCAGUACUCACAAUGAGUACAGUUACAGAAGAGGGUGUGAUGAACGUCAAAACCGAGGCGUGCAAUUUACUGUUGUCGCAGAGAAUUGAUGUUAAAAUGAAAGGAAAGAAAGUCUCUGAUGUGCUAAACAGACUUCACGUCGCUAUGCCAACUCCGAGAGAUCAAAAGGUCAGACCACCAUGCAUCCCAGAAGCUGUCAGAAAAAAGCGUGAAUUGAUGGACACAGACAAGCCAGCUCGCAAACUCCUGCGUGACGUGGAACUUGAGAUGGGUGACGAUUACGUUGUCGAUCUGCGAAAGCAUUGGUUGGUGAAGGAGGAAGAGAGGUACGACGAAAUUCCAGAUAUAUGGAUGGGUCAUAAUAUUGCAGAUUAUGUGGACCCAGAAAUUGACGCUAAGCUAGAAGCACUGGAAAAGGAGGAAGAAAUGAGAGAGGCAGCCGGGGUGUAUGACUCAGAUUCUUCAGAUGAAGAUGAUGAAAUGGUAGAAAUCAGAAAGACAGCAGCCAUGAUACGAGAGAAAAAAACAUUGAUGAUUCAAGCGUCUCGUGAAAAACGACGGAUUAAGACACCUCAAGUUCCUAGGAAAGCAAGAGCAACGAAGAGAACUCACUUUGAAGCACACAUGGAUGGCCUAGGGAUUGACCCCAUGGAUAAGGGACACUACACAAAAUCACGAUCACGUAGCAGAAGUGCAGUUGUACCAAAGAAGAAGCGUAUGGAUUCGUUGGGUCGUGUCGUCAGCAGCUCAAGACCGCCUCGCGAUGUUUCUGGUAUCAGAGAUCCAGAGAAAUUGAAGUCAGUCAGGAAGCUAACCAAGGCUAUUCAAGAACGCAAGUUUGCCAAACAUGCUAAGAAGGGAGAAUCUGAUCGGAAAAUCCCAGACCGGAAGCCGAAACAUCUUUUUGCUGGAAAACGCAAGAUGGGCAGUUCAAAUCAUCGUUGAGCCAACGUGUUUCACUAUAUUCAAUUAUUUGUAUUAUUUAUUCUACCCUUUAAAUGUUAAAGGGAAUAUGUUAAAAAUUAUUUUACAUUUUAAUGAAGCUAUUACUAAUAAUAGUUAACUGGAGUCAGAUAAACAUGUUUUCUGAUUGGUUAGCGUAUUUAUGCUGACUGUCUCUCAUAUUGGAUCAAAUAUAAAUGAUUUUUGGUUUAGAAAUUUUUUUAAAUAAGUAUAGUUUUAUUUCUCAAUUUUUUGUCUAAGUACACUAAUAACACAUCCAAGGUGGUUAUUAGGAAGAAAAUUUUUGAGAUGCUAAAUUCAAUCAGAUAAAAAAACACUAUCAUAGAAAAUAACACAAUACAGUACAGUAAUUACAAAACCAAGCCACAUACACACCAGCCUCCCGAUACUGGAAAACCCAAGAGCAUGUCUGCUACGUUAUAAAGAACAUCUGCUAGAAAGGAAUUGAUGGGAACAUCAGAGGUUGGCGAGAUAAUCAAUGAUUGAUGAUGGUGUUAUUAGAUCUAUUUGCAUGUGUAGGGUGAUUAAAUUCAUUUUUAUUCUUAUGUUUAAAUUAAAUUCAAUUUGAAGGAAUAAAAAAUAAUUUUUCAUCACUA
Molecule: messenger RNA, 2610 nt
Organism: Anneissia japonica
Lineage: Eukaryota; Metazoa; Echinodermata; Crinoidea; Comatulida; Comatulidae
Product: nucleolar GTP-binding protein 1-like
Exons: 14
Coding region: 107-1996 (629 amino acids)
Biological process (GO): ribosomal large subunit biogenesis
Cellular component (GO): nucleolus
Molecular function (GO): GTP binding; GTPase activity; RNA binding
Source: RefSeq, a predicted model, not a curated record